Messenger RNA from Manis javanica (Malayan pangolin), 2845 nucleotides. RefSeq names its product homeobox D9 (gene HOXD9). NCBI's taxonomy places the organism in Eukaryota, Metazoa, Chordata, Mammalia, Pholidota, Manidae. Gene Ontology annotation, cellular component: nucleus. Gene Ontology annotation, biological process: anterior/posterior pattern specification; embryonic skeletal system morphogenesis; proximal/distal pattern formation. Gene Ontology annotation, molecular function: DNA-binding transcription factor activity, RNA polymerase II-specific; RNA polymerase II cis-regulatory region sequence-specific DNA binding. The record is from RefSeq and is a predicted model, not a curated record.
CUUAAUGACGCCUCUUCUCUGUGGAACUCCACGACUCCUUCCCACGGUCAACUCGGGACCUCCCAGCGACCACUGCAGCCUGCCGACGAGGCCGGGACUUGGCCGAAUGGAUCCUAAUAAGGGGAAAAUGGGUCUUUCCAGCAGCUCCGGAGAAGACAAGUCACCAUGACCGCAACUGUCUUCUUGGAGCCGACUCGCCAGCCUGCCCGCCCUUCCGAGGGCAGACAGCGCCGCCGCCGCCGCGCCCAGCCCGCGGGGCCAGGCCGCCCAGCUCACCCCUCGGGCCGCGGCGUGUGCUCAGCCUCACGUCGGGGGUGUGUGUGGCUGAGCGGGCGUGUGUGAGUGUGGUAAAGGAGGGGGCCCUCCAAGCUGCUCCAUCCGUCCGUUUUAUUAGGGACACAUUAAUCUAUAAUCAAAUACACCUCAUAAAAUUUUUAUUGAAAGGCAUAAUAUCAUUACAGAGGUCUUCCACCUGUUUUAAACAACACGACAAGCUGUGAGAGUGUGUGUGUGUGGGGAUGUGUAGGGAGGGGUUGGGUUUGGGUCGGGAGAGCGGCACAGGGAGAAAAACUCCCCUCGAGCGCCAGGGGGCCGGAUCUGAAGGCAGGCCUGCCUCGGGCCUCACCGGCCCAGCCUGCCCCCGACUGUUCCCGGCUCUGGCCAAGCGCUUGGUGGGCCUACGAGGCAGGCUGUAGCUUGGAUUCCAGGCUCUGGGGACGCAGCGCCAGUGCCCAGGCUGCAAAACCCAGAACAGCAAGAGGUGGCGAACAAAUAGUCCCCAGCGCCUCCACUGGCCGCUGUCGGACGAGUGGUCCCAGCCGCCGCCGGGCUGGCCGAGCCAGGCCGAGUCGAGCUCAGCGCACGGGCCGGGCCCCGCGGGCUCUAAUUGUGGCGCUUAUGUUGAUGAUUUUUUUUUUUCUUAAAUCACAGCAGCCCCCAGUUUAGCGGACUGAUUUACUCCCGGUAUUGGUAAAUAUGAUCACGUGGGCCGCGCGACCAAUGGUGGAGGCUGCAGCCUGCGAACUAGUCGGCGGCUUCGGCGCCGGCGGGGAGCUGCUCCGCGGCGGGCAGUGUAACCUUGGGUGGGAGCGCACGGCGCCUCAAAAUGUCCUCCAGUGGCACCCUCAGCAACUACUACGUGGACUCGCUCAUAGGCCAUGAGGGCGACGAGGUGUUCGCCGCGCGCUUCGGACCGCCGGGGCCAGGCGCACAGGGCAGGCCCGCAGGUGUGGCCGACAGCCCGGCCGCCGCCGCCGAGUUUGCCUCGUGUAGUUUUGCCCCCAAAUCGGCCGUGUUCUCUGCCUCGUGGUCCGCGGUGCCCGCUCAGCCCCCGGCGGCGGCAGCGAUGAGCGGCCUCUACCACCCGUACGUGCCCCCGCCGCCCCUGGCUGCCGCCGCCUCCGAGCCUGGCCGCUACAUGCGCUCCUGGAUGGAGCCGCUGCCCAGCUUCCCGGGCGGCGCGGGUGGCGGCGGCAGCGGCGGCGGCAGUGGCCCAGGCCCUGGUCCCAGCCCCGGUCCCAGCGGCCCACACAACGGGCACCACUACGGGAUUAAGCCUGAAUCCGGAGCGGCCCCGACCCCCGCCGCCACCGCCGCCGCCUCCACCUCCUCCUCCACUUCCUCGUCUUCCUCCUCCAAACGGACUGAGUGCUCCGCGGCCCGGGAGUCCCAGGGGAGCGGCGGCCCCGAGUUCUCGUGCAACCCGUUUCUACGGGACAAGGCGGCAGCGGCGGCUGGGGGAACCGGGCCCGGGGCAGGGAUCGGGUCCGGGUCCGGGGCAAGCGGCUCAUCGGAGCCCUCGGCUUGCAGCGACCACCCAAGCCCGAGUUGCCCGCUGAAGGAGGAGGAGAAGCAGCCGCCGCAGCCGCAGCCGCCGCCGCAGCAACUUGACCCAAACAACCCUGCAGCAAACUGGAUCCAUGCUCGCUCCACCCGGAAAAAGCGCUGUCCCUACACCAAAUAUCAAACGCUAGAGCUGGAGAAGGAAUUCCUCUUCAACAUGUACCUCACCCGAGACCGGCGCUACGAGGUGGCAAGGAUUCUGAACCUAACAGAGAGACAGGUCAAAAUCUGGUUCCAGAAUCGCAGGAUGAAAAUGAAAAAGAUGAGCAAGGAGAAAUGCCCCAAAGGAGACUGACCCAGCUGGGCGCUGGCGGAACCGUUCUGCUUUUGCGAAGGCAACGGGGACUUUUCUUUGUGGGUGCUUGAUUUCCAGAAACUCUCCAGCAACUGGGACAUUUCUUUUCCUUUUCAGGUAGAAGUGACGGUGUGGUUGGUCUCUGUGAAGUAUUUGGGGACUCUGUAUUUGCCUGCUUAUGUGUUGGAGAGCCCAAGUGGCUCUGGGAUUUUGCCCUCUCCCGCUUCCUCCUUUUCCUUUCCUGUUGGUUCCUUAGGAAAUGCUAUAUUUUGUGAGUGCACGCUGGCUCCAGGAGUCCUCUCCUGUGUAAAUGUUCCCUCUGUGUCUGAGAAGUGCUGUAGUUUAGCCCCCGGUGCUGCUCAAGCAGGGGCCAAGGGCGCCCCACUUUUGGGAAUGAAGGCAGAGGCAAGACAGUGCAGAGGCCUGCCCAGCUUGAGGCCCAGCCAGGUUGCCCACUGGUUAUGAAAGCCCCUAUCCUCAGGGAGCCCGCUGACCUUUGACUGAGACCUGAAAUGAGGCUGAGAGAGGAGCCCAGGGCCUUCUGUUGGGUAGUGGGUUUAUUCUAGUGCACCAGAGGAGCCUCUCUCUUCCCAGAAGGGCUCAGCUGGAAUGGGCAGCUGUGGGUGUAAGCCCUCCAGGUUCCUGCCUGAGGACCCAGUUGUAAAUGUUAUCGCUUCCUACCAAUAAAUGCUGACCUGAUCAAAUGGA